Egretta garzetta (little egret) is the source of this 5280-nucleotide messenger RNA. It is a transcript of the gene STAT1, whose product is annotated as signal transducer and activator of transcription 1. Bases 106 to 2373 code for a protein of 755 amino acids. Lineage: Eukaryota; Metazoa; Chordata; Aves; Pelecaniformes; Ardeidae. Gene Ontology annotation, molecular function: RNA polymerase II cis-regulatory region sequence-specific DNA binding; DNA-binding transcription factor activity, RNA polymerase II-specific. Gene Ontology annotation, biological process: type I interferon-mediated signaling pathway; regulation of cell population proliferation; defense response. The record is from RefSeq and is a predicted model, not a curated record. The transcript has 24 exons.
GAUUGGCCCCGCGGCGAGCCCCCCCCCGCCCCGCGGCUGUGCGGGUAUUUCUCGGAGCAGGCGAGGGUCGCGGCGCGGAUCCGGAGCGCAGCCUCGUCUCACGUGAUGACUCAGUGGUAUCAGCUACAGCAACUUGAUUCCAAGUUUUUGGAGCAAGUUCACCAGCUGUAUGAUGACAGCUUUCCUAUGGAGAUCAGGCAGUACCUGGCACAGUGGCUGGAAAACCAGGACUGGGAACACGCGGCCAACAACGUAUCUUUUGCUACGGUGUUAUUCCAUGACCUGCUGUCACAGCUUGAUGAUCAAUUUAGUAGAUUCUUGAUAGAAAACAACUUUUUGCUGCAACACAACAUAAGGAAAAGCAAACGUAAUCUUCAGGAUAACUUUCAAGAAGACCCAAUACACAUGGCAAUGAUCAUCCACAGCUGUCUGAGAGAAGAGAGGAAAAUACUGAACAGUGCUCAGUUGUCAAAUCAGAUGGAAGUUGGGAGCAUACAGAACACUGUGAUUGGGAUGCUGGACAAACAGAAGGAGCUUGAUGUGAAAGUUAAGGCUGUAAAAAACAGUGUUAUAGAUGUGGAACAAGACAUCAAGACACUAGAGGAUAUGCAAGAUGAAUAUGACUUUAAAUGUAAAACCCUGCAGAAUAGAGAGCAUGAGCCCAACGGUGUGCCACAGGAAGAAUAUAAGAAAGAACAGAUGAAUCUCAAGAAGAUGUUUUUAUCCCUGGACCUCAAGAGAAAGGAAGUGGUGAACAAGAUAGUACAGCUGCUGAACACCACAGAGCAUACACAGAGUGCUCUUAUUAACGAGGAGCUGGUAGAGUGGAAAUACAGGCAACAGACUGCAUGUAUUGGUGGCCCACCCAAUGCCUGUCUUGACCAGCUACAGAACUGGUUCACCAUCGUUGCUGAAAGUCUACAGCAAGUUCGUCAGCAGCUCAAAAAGCUUGAGGAACUAGAACAGAAGUUUACCUAUGACCCUGAUCCCAUCACAAAAAAUAAACAAGUUCUGCAGGACCGAACAUACAGUCUUUUCAAGCAACUCAUCCAGAGCUCCUUUGUGGUAGAGAGGCAGCCUUGCAUGCCAACACAUCCUCAGAGGCCAUUAGUCCUGAAGACAGGAGUACAGUUUACAGUAAAGCUGAGAUUGCUGGUGAAAUUGCAGGAAUUGAACUACAACUUGAAAGUGAAAGUUCUGUUUGAUAAAGACGUAAGUGAGAAGAACUCAGUCAAAGGGUUCAGGAAAUUUAAUAUUUUGGGAACAAACACAAAAGUAAUGAACAUGGAAGAAUCUACUAAUGGAAGUCUAGCAGCAGAAUUCAGGCACUUGCAACUGAAAGAACAGAAAAAUGCAGGUAGCAGAACAAAUGAGGGUCCUCUCAUUGUAACAGAAGAGCUUCACUCUCUGAGUUUUGAGACACAGCUGUGCCAGCCUGGCUUGGUAAUAGACCUAGAGACCACAUCCCUUCCCAUUGUUGUGAUCUCAAACGUGAGCCAGCUUCCAAGUGGAUGGGCUUCUAUCUUAUGGUUCAAUAUGCUGUCUACUGAUCCCAAGAACUUGUCCUUCUUUCUGAAUCCACCUUACGCAAAGUGGUCUAAACUUUCUGAAGUUCUGAGUUGGCAGUUUUCUUCUGUAACAAAGAGAGGACUUAAUGCAGAUCAACUGAGCAUGCUGGGAGAGAAGCUACUUGGGCCAACAAGUGGAGGAUCUCAUGAUGGCCUUAUUCCUUGGACAAGAUUCUGCAAGGAAAAUAUAAAUGAUAAAAAUUUCCCCUUUUGGCUGUGGAUUGAGGGAAUCCUGGAGCUUAUUAAGAAACACCUCCUGUGUCUCUGGAAUGAUGGCUGCAUCAUGGGUUUCAUCAGUAAAGAGAAGGAACGUGCUUUAUUGAAGGACCAGAGUCCAGGAACGUUUUUACUAAGAUUCAGUGAAAGCAGCAGAGAGGGAGCAAUCACAUUUACUUGGGUAGAAGGAUCUCAAAUUGAGCCCCAGUUCCAUUCGGUAGAGCCAUACACCAAGAAGGAGCUCUCCGCUGUUACUUUCCCCGAUAUCAUUCGCAACUACAAAGUGAUGGCAGCUGAAAACAUUCCUGAAAAUCCACUGAGAUUUCUGUACCCAGAUAUACCCAAAGACAAUGCCUUCGGCAAAUACUACUCCAGGCCUAAGGAGGCACCAGAGCCUAUGGAUUUGGAUGGUCCCAAGGGAAACGGCUACAUCAAGACCGAGUUAAUCUCUGUAUCUGAAGUCCACCCUUCAAGGCUCCAGUCUCCAGAAAAUCUGCUCCCCAUGUCGCCUGAAGAGUUUGAUGAGGUGUCUCGGAUGGUGGGCCCAGCAGAGAUUGAUACCGUGAUGUGUUCAGCAUAUUCAACUUAAAGGUUGAGCUUUUUACUGCGUCAUUAACACACCUGAUUAGCUUAUGCAUCCUGCUCUGCCGUCAAUGACAGUGAUACUCUUCAAUUCUUUGGUUUCUCAGCCUGAAGGUCCAGUAGUGAUUUUUAACUAAUGGGAAUAUAAACAGCAGUCUGAGUAGCCUCCUUACAUGCACUCUUUGUUUAGAAGUUCUUUGUUAAAGAACUUCCAGUUAGCGAGAUACCAUGCCAGAGUGGAAGAAGAGAGGAGGAUAGGAAUGAGAGGUCCUCAGCAACAGUGAUGGGAGAAACAUGCAUUUUUUUUAUUUAAAGGAAUUAGUUAAAUUUAACAUUUAGAACAAUUGGCUUCAAAAGAAAGCUAGUUCUUUUGCAGAGGUUCUGUUCGGAAAGCUUGCACCUUCUGCAUAACUACUUCUGAAGCACUUUCAGAGCUUUGAAUUCUCAUCUGCAUCACAGAAAGCAGAGAGACACUCUGCAGGUACAUGCCACACCGAAUCCAUGUGCUGCUCAAGUUUGUCCUGGCUUUAUCUUUUCUAAGGGCAUGGCCUACUGAGGUAACAUAAGCCAAAAAUGUUAUCUGCACUGCAUUUUUGCUAGUUUCUUAAGGCAAGGUCUGAAGUGUCCGCAGAACACUCAUGCUGGAUCCCACACGCACAGUACCUGGGCAGACAGUUCUAGGUGGUCCUGCUUGAGCAGGGGUGGACACAGGGACCUCCAGUGGUCCCUCCAGCCACAACCUGUCUAUGGUGCAGUUGCUACUGCAGCUUCUCAGCCCACUGCCAUCUACUCCCAGUGCCUGGGAGGGCAGCAGCGGCCAGCGUGACCCAUGGGGAUGGCAGAGCUUCUUCUCUACCAUUCAGAAAUGCCAGAUCCAUUAGCUGCGGCUCAGAAAAGAAAUGACUGGUUCAAUUUAUCCCAGGAAGACUGAUGUGCCCCCUGCAAAAACUCCAGAAAAAAUAAACCUAAAGCACCUAGAGCAUAUAUGUAUUUAAAUGGAAAGCAUUGCUAAAUCACUUCUUCUUGGUGCCCUGUGUUACUGAGGUUAUCAGUGCUACAGAGAUUCACAACGGGUGACAACACUUUGGCUUAUUAUAACUAGCUGAAUGGGUAUCUUUACUAAAAUCAAAUAUUUGUUUCUUCAGCUACACCUUGUACUCAUGGUCUAACGGGAGCAGUUUGUUUUUAUUGCUUUUGUACUUUGGUUUUAUUGACCAGGCUUUAUCCAUGGCUUUGUCUUUACAGGGCCAGUAGUUCUAAAAGCAAUGGUUUUUUCCCCUGGUGGAACAGUCUUUUGCCAUUUUAAAUAAAUGGAACUGCCCAUUGACACUUUUGUCCUUUCCUGUGUUUUCUGGCUACUUCUAUUAUAAAGAUGAUGUGUCUGCCAAUAGUUUACUGUACUAUCUCAUUUUAAACUUGUUUUGUUUAGUUGCACAGUUACAGUUCUGAAGCCUAAGGCAAUAUAAAUGCUUUUAAUUCCCCACUCCGUUGCAGGUCAGUCUGCAUUACACAGUUCUUAGAAGGUGGCUGUUAAAAUACUUUUUUUAAUUACUGCUUGUAUCACAUCACUGAUUUUUUUUUUUUUCUUCCCCAACCAAACUUCACUGAACUCAGCUUGAAUUUCUAAUUUGAGUUGAUGAGUUAUCCUAACUGAUCUAUAGCUAAACUUUGCGAGCUAUGAAGCUGGCCCCCUGGUGCAUCAUUUUUCUGUGGAGCUAUUAAGUGACGCAAUCCCUUGUCUCACACGUGUCAGGCUUUUAUAUUAACUGCACAGCCAGAAGAAUAAUAAAAGGAAAGAAACUUUUGGUGAGAUGAAGGCCAGCAGGAGUGAAGAAUAGGCAUGAGGAAGCUAGAGCUGUUGAGGGCACUCAGCCAAUCCACUAGCAUUAACAAAAAACAACCAGGGAGAAGACACUGCUCUAGAAGCGUAGGUUUAAAAAAGAAAAAAAAAAAAAAACCCACAAAAAAAAGAAAAAAAAAGAAAGGCAGCUAGAUCAGAAAAACCGAUUCUCACUUCCUGUAAGCCUUGCACAAUGGACAUGGCCAGAGCAGGUCUUCCUGGGCAGCCUUCCCCAUGACUGAAGGCUUAUUUCAACGUCAGUCGCACAGAUCACCACCACCACCACCACCAUCUUGGUAUUUCCAUUUAUUAUGCUGUAAAAAGCAACACUAUCUGGAUUUUAUUUCUUAAAAUAAAUAACUUUCAUUUUCAGAACCAGUACAGCUCAAGUUUAGAUUCAUUCAUGGGAAACUGCUAGAAAUACAUUCAUCACUGUCCAUUCCCCACAAUAUGGAAUCUAAAAGUCAAGAUCAGCCCAGUCAGUUACAAUGACCAGAAGUACACUGCCAAUAAGUACAGUCACUGAUAGUCCAGCUCAGAAGCAAAGAAAUCUGGUACAAUACAUUUUGUUCACAAAGAUAGGCUAAUUAAUGCUAAGACUAUCACAAUAUUUCUGAGUACAAAGCAUUAAGUUAGCUUAAUGAUUUUUAGGUUGUGAUACAGAAGAAACAUAUAUGACAUAAAAACAAAGGAGUGGGGGAAUCCUCUUUGGAGCAUAAGGAAGUCAGCAUUUGAUAAGAUAACCAAAAGCUAUUUACGGUAAAUCUACAUGUCAGUGUCAUGAAUGAUAAAUAGCCAAACCAAUGUACUGCAUAUAUUUAUAUUCAUAAAUAACGCCAUGUCUAAAGAGCUGCAUCGCUGAAUUGGACAUUACAAAAUAAUGCAUCUUCUCACAAUGAGAAAAUACUAAAUCUAACCAGCAAAAAUGCACCGAAGCUAAGACUGGCUAAAAGCACUCAGUAUAAUUCAGGAAAGCGUUAAGUUCAGGGACAGCCAUGAUCUUUAAUGUUAACUCAGUUAAAAUGCCUUCUUUUGGUUUUCUCUAUAUAUGUUUAUUGUAUAAUAUUAUAUUUU